AUGGAACAAUUUGUAUUAAAAGUUGCUUUAUUCUUUUACAUAUUUAUUCAACCAACUUAUUUACAACUUCUUAUUAAUGUAAAGAACCAGGGUGGCGAUGUUAUGCAAGAGAACAUUACUGCUAAUGUGUCCGAAGACACAGUGACUCUUGAGUUCUUGCGAUUAGAUGGCGUUUACGUUUCUCAAUUAGUCGAUUUUACUAAUGAAGUUGAAGCAAUGAAAGUUGUGAUACCUGGGGAAGAGGAGCUUGGCCAGAGUGGUCAUCAGGUCCUAUGCUUUCUGACACAUGCAGCACAAGCUGAUUUUAUAGCUCCUGAUGCAAUGGCCAAACUUAGACAGAAAAAUCCAGGAACUGUGAGAGUAGCUGAAGAAGAUAAGGGUUGGCGUCAAACCACUGCAACAGCUUGGGCAGGCAGAGCUGUUCGUUUAUUAUCACCGGCAGCUGCAAGACAUUGUGGUCUAGCAUAUGAUAAAGUUUACUUACGAUCUGCAGACUUAACUAGAUGGGCACCUAGACCUGGUGUAGAACAAUCAUCAUAUGCAUCUGAGAUCACACCAUUCCCAGCACAUGUCCUUUCAUCAGAUUCAGCAGAUGGCACUCCUGUUGUGAGUGUGUGUAUGGCGGAGGAUGAUGGGUCUAAGGAAUGCAUCUGUCAUUUAGAGGUAUGUGUCAACUGGUACCCAUGUGGAUUGAAGUACUGCAAAGGAAAACCUCAAGGUGGUCUUAGUUACAGAUGUGGUAUUAAAACAUGCCACCGCUGCUAUCGCUACCAUUUCUAUGUUCGUAGACGUGACACUUGCCUUUAUAUG
This is a messenger RNA of Brenthis ino (lesser marbled fritillary), 810 nucleotides long. Lineage: Eukaryota; Metazoa; Arthropoda; Insecta; Lepidoptera; Nymphalidae. The record is from the annotation of a GenBank genome assembly.